UAUGUUACCAUAAACAACACACCCUGAAUCACACAAAUACUCUAUAGCUUGGCAGCAAAAGAAGAAAGAUGGUUGGGCAAGUUUCACAUGAGGUGGAGGUAAACGUGUCAGCUAGUGAAGCUUGGGAGCUCUAUGGGACACUUCAGUUUUCAAAAUUGGUUGAAGAAGUGCUUUCGAAUUUCAUUGAGAAAAUUGAAGUCAUUGAAGGUGAUGGAGGAGUUGGUACUAUUAUCAAGCUAACAUUUGCACCAGGCACUGGGUUUACCGGAUGCAAAGAGAAGUUCACAAAAGUAGACAAUGAGAGUCGUGUGAAAGAAACAGAAGUGAUUGAAGGAGGAUUUCUUGAGCUGGGAUUUACUCUGUAUCGUGAUCGCUUUGAAGUAAUCGAGAAGGGCAACGAUUCAUGCAUAAUAAGAAGCACAAUUGAGUAUGAGCUCAAGGAAGAUGCUGCUGCCAAUGCCUCGCUUGUCAGUAUUGAGCCAUUGGCAAACGUUGCUGAACUUGCCAAAAAUCAUCUCCUAAAGAACAAGACUGCUAAAGAUGAAAAGUAAAUCUCAAAUUUGUAAUCUUAUCAGUGAAAUACCAACUUCGAUCCUUGUUCUGAAAUAAAAUGAUAACAGAUUUGGAGAUGUUGAUUGUACCUGAGUUUUGCAAUAAAUUAAAAAUUGAAAAUAUAAGAGAAACCUAUAAAUAUGCAA
This is a messenger RNA of Quercus robur (English oak), 698 nucleotides long. RefSeq names its product norbelladine synthase-like. The transcript is spliced from 2 exons. The coding region runs from base 69 to 551 and encodes 160 amino acids. Gene Ontology annotation, cellular component: nucleus; cytoplasm. Gene Ontology annotation, biological process: defense response; abscisic acid-activated signaling pathway. Gene Ontology annotation, molecular function: signaling receptor activity; abscisic acid binding; protein phosphatase inhibitor activity. Lineage: Eukaryota; Viridiplantae; Streptophyta; Magnoliopsida; Fagales; Fagaceae. The record is from RefSeq and is a predicted model, not a curated record.